This is a messenger RNA of Juglans microcarpa x Juglans regia, 1515 nucleotides long. Its product is annotated as UDP-rhamnose/UDP-galactose transporter 5-like. Bases 277 to 1299 code for a protein of 340 amino acids. The record is from RefSeq and is a predicted model, not a curated record. The transcript has 6 exons. Gene Ontology annotation, molecular function: UDP-galactose transmembrane transporter activity; antiporter activity. NCBI's taxonomy places the organism in Eukaryota, Viridiplantae, Streptophyta, Magnoliopsida, Fagales, Juglandaceae. Gene Ontology annotation, cellular component: Golgi apparatus.
AUAGGAAAAUAAAACGUAGUAGAGUUUGUUCCAACUUCUGUCUCUGCGUCUCAGUCGACCUCUCUUUCUUUCUUUUUAAUGAAGAGGCGGAACUCUAAAAUUCCAUAACAGCUAAAAAUUCAGUUUUCUCAACAUUCUCUGCACUUCCUAUUUGCGGCGCAAUUUUCGAGGCCGAUUCUCUCCUCUUCUCGACGAUAAAAUUAUUGGCUUUUGACAUUCACGGGUAGUAUUUGCUCUCAUGAAGACUGAGCAGUAAAAAUACUGGGGAAAAAUUCAAUGAUAAAAAAGAUGAAUUCAGCAAAGAUGGCCGAUAAGAAGGCAACUCUUGACACUGCCGCAUGGAUGUUUAAUGUCGUCACAUCUGUUGGAAUAAUCCUUGUCAACAAAGCCUUAAUGGCUAAGUAUGGCUUUACCUUUGCUACAACAUUAACUGGUCUGCAUUUUGCCACAACCACGUUGUUGACUGUUCUUCUUAGGAGGCUGGGAUACAUUCAGCCAUCUCAUCUACCAUUUUCUGAACUUCUGAAAUUUGUUUUAUUUGCAAACUUUUCCAUAGUUGGGAUGAAUGUGAGUUUAAUGUGGAAUUCUGUGGGAUUCUAUCAGAUUGCAAAGCUGAGUAUGAUCCCGGUAUCUUGUUUUCUGGAAGUUGUCUUGGACAAGGUGCGUUACUCAAGGGACACAAAACUUAGCAUAGUAUUAGUACUCCUUGGAGUUGCAGUCUGUACUGUUACGGAUGUGAGUGUCAAUGCUAAGGGUUUUAUAGCUGCUUUAGUGGCAGUUUGGAGCACUUCGCUACAGCAGUAUUAUGUACACUUCCUCCAGCGGAAUUAUUCUCUUGGAUCUUUCAACCUACUGGGACAUACUGCUCCAGCACAGGCAGCAUCCUUGCUGGUAGUAGGACCCUUUCUGGACUACUGGUUGACUGGUGAAAGAGUUCAUGCAUAUGGCUAUAGUCUCACAUCUCUGUCAUUCAUAAUACUGUCUUGCACCAUUGCGGUAGGGACCAAUCUGAGUCAAUUCAUCUGCAUAGGAAGAUUUACAGCCGUAUCGUUCCAAGUGCUUGGUCAUAUGAAGACUAUUCUUGUCCUGGUGUUAGGAUUCAUUUUCUUUGGGAAAGAGGGUCUCAAUCUACAAGUAGUUGUGGGGAUGAUCAUUGCUGUUGCUGGAAUGAUCUGGUAUGGCAAUGCCUCGUCUAAGCCAGGGGGGAAGGAGCGGCGUGCCCAUUUCAUUCCUAGCAACAAAUCACAAAAACAUGGCGUAACAUCAGAGUCCCCUGACCACCUGGAUGACAAGGUCUAAAAUCUCAGUGAAAGGAAGUUCAAAAAAAGAAAGGGAGAAAAAAAGGUUGGCGUUUAUUUACACAUAGGAGGCAGAUCCCUCGAAGUCGAUUACCAUAAGAGAUUCUCAUCACAGUUCAUAUUCUUGUUGAAGUAAAAGAAUGCUGUUGAAGGGGCUGCAAUUUCCCCCAUUAAAAUUAUUGGUACAAAUAUUGUUCCAUCGCAAUUCCUUCUUUGA